GGCUGUUCAAGUGAGUGGUGAUCUGUGCCUCGCUAUUACAAGUUUCUGCUUCAUCGCAAAUCACUAAUUCAUAUUAGAAACGCGCUGAUCACUCACUUUGCAACUAAUAAGGCGCGCCGCAGUUAUGUGGCGCAUUUCACGCGUGGCGCUGCAGGCGAAUCGGGCCGGGCUCUACAUGCCUUACGCCCCCGUUGCUACAAACCCCGUGGUGUACCUCGAUAUUACGGUGGAGGGUGAUGCUCUAGGGCGUGUGUCUGUGGAACUCUUUCGCGACGUUGUCCCCAAGACGAGUGAAAACUUUCGCUCACUCUGCACGGGAGAGCGCGGACACGCUCAAUGCCCGCUGUACUUCAAGGGCAUCCCGUUUCAUCGGAUCAUUCCUGGCUUUGUAGUGCAGGGCGGCGACAUUCUCACCAAGGAUGGCCGCAGCAACGUUAGCGUGUUUGGAUAUCCGUUUCCUGACGAGUCGUUUGAUGGGAAAGCGGGCAAGCAUCUGUCUGGUACGGUCGGUAUGGCGAAUAGCGGACCGAACCGGAAUGGAUCGCAGUUCUUCUUCAACUUGGGGCGCAACGAGCAGCUAGACCGAAAGUUCGUUGUGGUGGGCCAAGUGCUAGAGGGCUGGGAGAUUGUAAAUCAAAUCGCGCAAGUUUGCGGUUCCCGCUGCGGGACUCCCGUCAGCCGCGCGUGGGUCUCCGAUUGCGGACAGAGCGGCGGCUACAUGGCGGAGGAGACAGAGGAGGCCCUGCGCGGUGAACGCAGCAUGCACGCCUUGCCGGGCAAGGAGGUGCUUGAUCUGAUCCAACCGCGAUACUGA
This is a messenger RNA of Leptomonas pyrrhocoris, 814 nucleotides long. RefSeq names its product putative mitochondrial cyclophilin 6, putative (CYP6). NCBI's taxonomy places the organism in Eukaryota, Euglenozoa, Kinetoplastea, Trypanosomatida, Trypanosomatidae. Gene Ontology annotation, molecular function: peptidyl-prolyl cis-trans isomerase activity. The coding region runs from base 125 to 814 and encodes 229 amino acids. The record is from RefSeq and is a predicted model, not a curated record. The transcript has a single exon. Gene Ontology annotation, biological process: protein peptidyl-prolyl isomerization.